Messenger RNA from Mesorhabditis belari, 516 nucleotides. NCBI's taxonomy places the organism in Eukaryota, Metazoa, Nematoda, Chromadorea, Rhabditida, Rhabditidae. The record is from the annotation of a GenBank genome assembly.
AUGUCUAAACUCGAAAAGAUUCUCUACAUUUCGACUGGUGGCACAAUCGACAAGGGAUAUCCAAGAAAUAUUCGUGGUUACGCUUUUGAGUUUCAAGAUCCACCGGCGGCUCUUCAGAUCUUCCAGAGAGCGAAAAUUGGACCCUUUAUUGAGAUUCUCCAUGUGAAAGCCUUUGCAAAAGACUCGCAAGAGAUUACAGAGGAAGAUCGAGCUGUGAUCGAAAAAAUCGUCUCCGAAAAUCCGGUAUCAAGAGUUUUACUCACCCACGGGACGGACACAAUUUUGGAGACGGCCACUUUCCUCCAAAAGCACUUCCCGGAUAGAAUUUUUGUGUUAACAGGCUCAUUUCUGCCAGCGGUUUUUCGUGAUUCGGAUGCCGAGUUCAACUUGGGAAUGGCCCUAGGCGCUGUGCAAAGCAUUCGGGAACCUGGCGCCUACGUAGCACUACAAGGACUCACAGAACGAUGUGAUCGAUUGAAAAGAAAUCUCGAGAACGGGGAUUUCGAAAGAAUUCAA